ACGGAGGAAACAAAGUCCCACCCAGCGGCCUGAACUGGCCAAUGAGCAGGGUGCUCUGUUAUGGGGCUAGUAACUGCGGAUCUUUCUAUGGUAGCGGCUGGCCCGCCGAGUUCCUGCAGCGUUUUGUCGUGUGGUAGAAGCGAGCCCCCUCUGCCUCGCCCUCUGCCCCUGCCCCCGGUCUGAGCGGGGUGGUCCGGCCGCGGCGAUGGCGGACGCCGAGCGCGACUACUUCCUGCGGGCGGUGCAGAGGCGCGACGGCUCCCCGCUCCGGAUUAAACAGCACUGUGCCGGCGACGUGGGCUGCGUGGUGUGGGACGCGGCGCUAGUGCUGGCCAAGUAUCUGGAGACGAGUUCCUUCUACCGAGGCAGCGCUCAUGUCUUUAGCGGGAAGAGUGUGGUGGAACUGGGCUCUGGGACUGGAGUCGUGGGCCUGAUGGCCUCCACCUUGGGGGCAAAUGUCAUACUCACAGAUCUUGAAGAGUUGCAGGAUUUGCUCAAUAUAAACAUAAAGGAUAACAAGCACUUGGUCACUGGUUCUAUCGAAGCCAAGGUACUUAAAUGGGGCGAAACUGUGAAAGACCUCCCAUCUGAACCAGAUUAUAUCCUUGUGGCUGAUUGUAUUUAUUAUGAACAGUCUUUAGAGCCAUUGCUGAAGACUAUCAAGGAUAUUUCAGGAAACAAGACUGCUAUCAUUUUAUGUUAUGAAGAGAGGACAAUGGGUAACAACCCUGAAAUAGAGAGCCAAUUUUUUGAGCUCUUGCAGAUUGAUUUUGAAAUAGAAGAGAUUCCACUGGACCAGCAAGAUGAGGAAUAUAGAAGUGAAGACAUUCAUGUUUUACAUAUAAAACGAAAAAGCCACCAUUAGGGAAUGUUUGCACUGAAAUCAAAAUUACCACUUUGUUUUUAUUCUUUGGCGCAGCUGUAGCCAAAAUAAGAAGAUGGAAUCCUGGUGUAAUAAGGGAAAACUCUUCAGAUGUUAUUAUUAUCAACUCCACAAGCAUAUGUUAAAAACAUGUGUUUUAUAGCCCAGGAGAGUGGCAUUCAACUCUGUGUACAUUUUGUAUGCUUUUUUGUUUUAUCAAAUGUCAUUGCUUUGUUUGUAUUUUUCCCCUGAAGUACUAGUUCUUGGCAAGAGUCAGACUUGAAUGAUUUUGUCAUAAAUUUAAUUUUGUUUUGAGUAUUUAGUUACUGUGUACAAUCGCUAUAUAUAAAAGCCUGUACAGGAGGGGAAGUUGCAGUUAUUACUUAUGGUUUGUGAACUGCUUGAGUUAUGUUACCCUCUGCUGAGUCCAAAUGUGAAUAUUAUGGAAUGUUACAUUUGAUCACUUGUCCCUCUGAUGACCAUUGCUUUCAUUUGAAGUUAUAUUCAGUGUUUUUUAAAAUAUAGUAGGAGCAGCAAUUGAAUGGGAACUAGCUUUACUGUCCAUAUAAAUGUUAAAUGUCCAUAGUAUAUACAGUAGUGUUAGAAAUUUGAGCAUGAUUAAUUUCUAUCAUUUGAAAUUACUUUGCUACACCUACUUUUACAAAUCUAGCCUCUGCUUAUUUUGCAGUGUGCACUCACUCAAAGUACUAAAUGCAAUAAUCAACAAAGAAAGAAAAUCAGAUAUUUCUGGUACAUAUUCAAACAGAUCGGAUUUUAUGAAAGGGAGUUAAUUUUCUAUAGGCUAUGCUUGGGUUAAACAUAAUUAUUUUCCUAAAAGGACUGUAGAGGUUGAAAGGAAUUUCAAAUAUGCACAUUAAAUAUAUUUGACAUAUUUAUUUGCAGGAUACUGGCAACUUGAUAUCAGAUAAGGAUUCAAAAUAUUGGUGGCCAAAUGUAGAGUUCAAGAACUUAUUUGUGUAGAGGGACUCUAAUUAAUUCUGACUUGGCAAUCCUCCAUGUUUUUUCUAUCCCCAUACAACAUAGGAGACACUUUGUCCCAGUGAAUCUUUGCUGUCUCUCAGAGCAUUCCCAUCUAUCCCAACCCCGCACUUCUUUACUCUGUAAUAUAUUCUUUCUUACCCACCUGCCAAUUCCAACCACCCCCCAAUCCUCCUGCUAAUCAUCAACACUAGGGGCAAUCUCCAGUUGCAAAUUUACAUACCAGAAUGUCUUUGACAUUUAGAGGAAACACGUGCAGCCUCAGUGCAGACUGCAUGUGGUGAGUUCCAGAUGUUGGGACUGAAUCCAGGGAGCAGCUAGUUGGACUGUAAAGCUGGUUCUAUACAUUUAAUACUGCCUUUUGCCUGGAUUUUUAAAUAGAUCCCCAUUGCAACAGUGCAUUUUUGUUCCGUGACCUAACUCCAAAUAUUGCCAAUUCUUAAAGGAAUAUGGAGGGAUACAGUUGUUGUCAUUGGUCAGGUGAUCUUGUCAGGGAGUUGAAUCACUGUGGAUAGGUGAAGAUGGGAUGGCCAGAUUUUUUUAUUUAUCUAUCUUAUCUACCCAUCUAUUUAGAGAUACUGUGCAGUAACAGGCCUUUCUGGCCUAAUGAGUCUGUGCCACCCAAUCAUACCCAACUGACCUACUAACCUGUACUUUGGAAUGUUGGAGGAAAGCAAAGCACCCAGAGGAAACCCACAGUAAGUGCCUUAAUUGAUUGUGAAUGGGAAUUUGGAUCAGAUUACAAUGGAGGCUGAAAGGUGGGUUACUUGUAUUUUCAGAUGCAAUUAAUUUAAAUAUACCAUUAACUUAAAAUCAAUAUUUUUAACUGUGGGUGGUGAUAAAGCAGGUGUUCUCAAUCUUUUUAUUAAGCCAUAAACCAAUACCAUUAAGAAACCCUAUACUAAAGCCCAAAAAAAAUGCUAAGAAUUAAUGGUUGCUCCUAGCAGAAGGUCAUUGCUAAGUUGAGCACAUUAAAGUAAUGCAAGUUUCAAGGUCCUGACUGUAUUGUCUUGUUAACGCUGUCGGGUAGUGGUCUUUGAAUUACUGUAAUAAAAAUGUGAAUAUACAUCUCCAUGUUUAUUAUAAAUUAUCAACCGGU
Messenger RNA from Hypanus sabinus (Atlantic stingray), 2960 nucleotides. RefSeq names its product valosin containing protein lysine (K) methyltransferase (gene vcpkmt). Gene Ontology annotation, cellular component: cytosol; cytoplasm. Lineage: Eukaryota; Metazoa; Chordata; Chondrichthyes; Myliobatiformes; Dasyatidae. Gene Ontology annotation, molecular function: protein-lysine N-methyltransferase activity. The transcript has 5 exons. The coding region runs from base 206 to 865 and encodes 219 amino acids. Gene Ontology annotation, biological process: peptidyl-lysine methylation. The record is from RefSeq and is a predicted model, not a curated record.